UGGUGGAACCGGACCGGUCAAAUGUGGGCUGCUAUCAGUAUCCACAAACAUCCAACUUCCUAUUGUUCCUCCUUUUCACUAGCUUUUGUAACCAUUUUGCUUAUUCCCAGGUAGCCAUGGCUGCAAGUGAAGAGGACUCAAACAAGCUUUCUUCACCCCGCUUCGACCCGGCCCAACCUCUCCUCUCUAAACCGUAUCCUGCAAUCGACGACCCGAUAUCCGUCCCCCACCACCCCAGCUCCCCGUCUGACCCAGGAGACCAAUCUCAGUUUCUCCAGAUCUCCUACAACUACGGCCCACGGAGUAUCAAGGACCUGCCUUACCUCAUCCUCUUCCUUCUUCUCGUUCUAUCCACGUUUGGGUUCGGCAUCUACGCUUCCGUCAACCGGAAUCCUGACCGUUUCCGGGUCUCUUCCUAUGCUUACGAUUACACCUCCUUUUCAUGCACUCUUCAAGAUUCAAGAAACCUCCUUUCUCUAAGCUUGUCUGAUUCCGGUGUCUUGGAGAGCUUGAUAUGGACUCUUGUCGUUACUCUGCUCUUCAGCUUUCCCUUUGUGCUCUUUGUACUUUUCUUGCUCAAGCGUUAUACCAAGCAAAUCGUUUACUUUUUGCUUCCUUUCUUCAUUAUUAUUCCGGUGGCCUUAAACCUCUACUGGUUCGUUGCCUGCACCGUGAGUUCCACUUGCAGCGAUGCAUUUCCCUUGGCAUAUCGGAUUUUGGUGCUGGUGUUUGUGUUCUUGAUUAUUGCAGUGAUUGUUUGGAUUUUCGUUGUGAAUUGGCAUCGGAUUGAACUCACUGUGACUAUAAUUGGAGUUGCUUCCAAUGCGCUGUCCAGGAAUUUGAGGUUGUUUGUGGUGCUCCCGGCACUGACCUUGGGUCUGUUUGUGUAUUAUGCUCCCAUUGUUGUUUUCUUGGUUUUUGCACGGAUGAAUGGGGAGAUUGUCCCCAAGGAAGAGCAUGGAAAAUACUCUUGUCAUUGGAAACAAGACAAAUUUGUGCCUGCAUACUAUGCAUUAGCUAUUCUCACAAUGUUAUGGUCUGCUACAACGCUGAUAGAAGCUCAAGUUUAUGUGAUCAGUGGGACAAUCGCUCAGUGGUACUUCUCCAAGGAUGAUACAAGUCCCAAAAAGAGCAUGAGAAGCUCCUUGAGAAAUGCUUUUGGUCCAUCUUCAGGCACAAUAUGUUUUUCUGGGUUGAUUGUCUGUGUUGUCCGUAUGGUGCGUGCCAUGGUAGAUAACGCAAGACAAGAGGCACCUGGCAUUGUAAACCUUAUUCUAAGGUACUGCGUCAAUACCCUUCUGUCAGCAGUUGACUUUCUGAACAAGUUCACGAUAAACUUUGCCGCUAUUACUGGCGAAUCAUAUUGCACAUCUGCCCAAAUGACAUACGAACUUCUUGAACGUAACCUGCUCUCAACAGUCAUUGUGGAGAUCGUCUCCACACGCAUUCUGGCUGGAAUUUCUUUUGUCCUUUCAGCAAUAUAUGCAAUAGUGGUUUGCAUUAUAUUGAAAGCUGUGAUUCACCUCGGGAUGGAGGCAUACCUUGUUUCUGCUACGGCAUGGCUGCUUUUGAUUGUGGUUCUCGGUUUCUUUGUCCUCAUUUUGGACAACGUUGUUGAUACAGUUUAUGUGUGCUAUGCAAUAGACAGGGAUAGGGGAGAGGUGAGUAAGCAGAAGGUCCAUGAAGUGUAUGUUCACCUCCCAAUCAGCAGGAGUAUCAGAACACCAUUUGCUGCUGCCAGAUCUCCUCCUCUUUCUGUAUAACCCUCCUUUGAAUAGGGGCCUGUGUUGUAACUUUGUAGAAUUUUUUGGUCAUGAUGUAUAAUUGCCUGCCGGCAAGUGGAUGGGUGAUACGAUCCUUAAACUCUUCUUGUACAACAGAGAUUUUUCCCAAUAAGAGAAUUCCCAGGUGGUCCUGCUCAUUUUUUUUAUGUCGAUGUUGGACCAACUGUUAGUACUU
This is a messenger RNA of Ipomoea nil (Japanese morning glory), 1959 nucleotides long. Its product is annotated as CTL-like protein DDB_G0288717. Gene Ontology annotation, cellular component: membrane. Gene Ontology annotation, molecular function: transmembrane transporter activity. NCBI's taxonomy places the organism in Eukaryota, Viridiplantae, Streptophyta, Magnoliopsida, Solanales, Convolvulaceae. Gene Ontology annotation, biological process: transmembrane transport. The record is from RefSeq and is a predicted model, not a curated record. The coding region runs from base 117 to 1763 and encodes 548 amino acids. The transcript has 3 exons.